AUGAAUAAAAUAUACUACAUACUAUUUUUAAGCGCUCAGUGCCUAGUGCACAUGGGUAAGUGCGAACGAAACCAGAAGACCACCAGAUUGACCCGCAGUGCUAACAACGCUUCAUUGGAAAAGGGGCCUAUCAUUGAGAGAAGUAUACGAAUGAGUAACCCAUGGAAAGCCUUCAUGGAAAAGUAUGAUUUAGAAAGAGCACACAAUUCCGGGAUUAGAAUUGAUUUAGGGGAAGAUGCAGAAGUGGGAAAUUCCAAGUAUAGAAUACCAGCUGGAAAAUGUCCAGUUUUUGGAAAGGGUAUCGUUAUAGAAAAUUCUAACGUUAGCUUCUUAACACCCGUAGCUACAGGAGCUCAGAGGUUGAAGGAAGGAGGUUUCGCCUUCCCCAAUGCAGAUGACCACAUUUCCCCUAUAACAAUAGCAAACCUUAAAGAGAGGUAUAAAGAAAAUGCAGAUUUGAUGAAAUUAAAUGAUAUAGCCUUGUGUAAAACGCAUGCAGCCAGCUUUGUCAUUGCAGAGGAUCAAAAUACAUCUUACAGACAUCCAGCUGUUUAUGACGAAAAGAAUAAAACAUGUUACAUGUUGUAUUUGUCAGCGCAAGAAAAUAUGGGUCCACGAUACUGUAGCCCAGAUUCACAAAAUAAAGACGCCAUGUUUUGCUUCAAGCCAGAUAAAAAUGAAAAAUUUGACAACCUGGUGUAUUUAAGCAAAAACGUAAGUAAUGAUUGGGAAAACAAGUGCCCGCGUAAAAAUUUAGGAAACGCAAAAUUUGGAUUAUGGGUGGAUGGGAACUGUGAAGAAAUACCAUACGUUAAUGAAGUGGAGGCAAGGAGCCUACGGGAAUGCAACCGAAUCGUUUUCGAAGCUAGCGCUUCAGAUCAACCACGUCAGUACGAAGAAGAACUGACAGAUUAUGAAAAAAUACAAGAGGGAUUUAGACAAAAUAAUCGGGACAUGAUUAAAAGUGCCUUUCUUCCAGUGGGUGCAUUUAACUCAGACAAUUUUAAGAGUAAAGGAAGAGGAUAUAACUGGGCAAAUUUCGAUUCUGUAAAUAAUAAGUGUUACAUUUUUAAUACCAAACCUACGUGUCUCAUUAAUGACAAAAAUUUUUUUGCAACAACAGCGUUAUCUCACCCUCAAGAAGUAGACAAUGAAUUUCCAUGCAGCAUAUACAAAGAUGAAAUUGAAAGAGAAAUUAAGAAACAGUCGAGAAAUAUGAAUCUGUACAGUGUUGAUAAGGAACGGAUUGUCUUGCCAAGGAUAUUUAUCUCCACCGAUAAGGAGAGUAUCAAAUGUCCAUGUGAGCCUGAACACAUUUCCAAUAGUACCUGCAACUUUUACGUUUGUAACUGUGUAGAGAAGAGAGCAGAAAUUAAGGAAAAUAACGAAGUUAUCAUAAAGGAAGAAUUUAAGGAGGAUUAUGAAAAUCCGGACGGCAAACAUAAGAAGAAGAUGCUACUAAUUAUUAUCGGAGUAACUGGAGCUGUUUGUGUCGUCGCAGUAGCCUCCUUGUUUUACUUCAGGAAGAAGGCUCAAGAUGAUAAGUAUGAUAAGAUGGAUCAGGCAGAAGCGUACGGAAAAACCGCCAAUACUAGGAAGGAUGAGAUGCUCGACCCCGAGGCGUCCUUCUGGGGAGAGGACAAGCGAGCCUCCCACACCACGCCUGUUCUGAUGGAGAAGCCUUACUACUGA
This is a messenger RNA of Plasmodium knowlesi strain H, 1692 nucleotides long. Its product is annotated as apical membrane antigen 1. Bases 1 to 1692 code for a protein of 563 amino acids. Lineage: Eukaryota; Apicomplexa; Aconoidasida; Haemosporida; Plasmodiidae. Gene Ontology annotation, cellular component: membrane. The transcript has a single exon. The record is from RefSeq and is a predicted model, not a curated record.